AUAUAUAAACAGUGAUAGGACUGAGCACCGCGCACACUGACUGUAGCUGGGGGUCUGUCCGCCAUGUCUACACUGUGGUCUUAUCUACUGAUCACCGUCUGUCUCCUCUAUGGACUGGGGGCCGACCAAACCUCCGAGACUACCCGAGGGCGUCCAUUUCGGAGGAGAAAAGGUCCUUAUCAGAGACGCUAUGGGGAAGGGGAAGACGAACCACCCGAGAAGAAAGCUCAGUGUAAAAAGCCGACCAGUGAAGACCUGGAGAGGUUCUCUGAAGACAAGGAGUUUUAUGAUUCUUAUGAAGGUAUAAAAGUACACUGUAAAUCCGGAUAUUACCCGUCAUCGGACACAAUGACGUGUUUCAGCCCCGGAGCCUCCCAGGAGUGGAUGCCAUCCACUGUUACCUGUCUGCCUCUAUGUAGCAGGCCAACCAUAGAAAACAUGGACCGUAUCUUUGAAGAUAAGGAGUAUUAUGAAAAAUACGACUCGGCAGAAGUUUGGUGUAAGCCGGGAUAUGAUCCGGAAUAUUUCACAAUGACGUGUUUGAAACCACAAACCAGCAAUGAGUGGACCAACAUCGGGACCUGUAAAGCACAAUGUAAACAACCAACCAUCAAAAACGUGGGCAGACUUCUUCCAGACCAGGAAUAUUAUAAUCAGAAAGAAGUGCUGAGUAUACUCUGCAAACCAGGAUAUUCUCCGACAUCCGACACAAUGAGAUGUGACAACCCCAACACCCCCCAAGAGUGGAAUCCUCCCAUCGUUUCCUGCAAAGCACAAUGUAAAAGGCCAGUUAUAGAAAACAUGCUCAAUCCUUACCCGUACAAGAUGGCCUACGAUGAAGAAGAGGAGGUUAGAGUGGACUGUAAAUCUAGACAUUAUCCAUCCUAUGACACAACAAGGUGUGUCCACCCCCUGACCCCCCAGGAAUGGAUACCUGCUGUUACCUGUAUAGGUAUGACAGUGAUGGAGAAGGUCACCUCUACCAGUGUCAGCGCCUGGAUGUCCUGCACUCCUUCUGAAUGUCCCCAUCACUGGAGGUUGGAGGUAGAGUUGUGCGACGUUCACUAUGGAUUAUGUAAAACCUUGGAUACCAAAGGCAAUGCGACAUUCACCGAUCUACAGCCGUCCUAUGAUUAUACAAUCGGCUUCACUCUGCACAAUAAUCGGACACAAUCCAAGAUGGUGCCAAGACUCAUCAGGACGGGGGAACCAGUGUCCGGCCAGUUAAACAUCGUGAAAUUUCCCACCAUGGAAGAUAGCACCAUGAGAUGGACCGGUCCUUACAAGUGGGAGAACAUCACCGGCUUUAAUCUGACUAUCUCAGCCAGGAGGGACUACGAUCGGUCCUUUGCUAUGGAUGACUCCAUCUGGUUUCCCCCCAGUGUAACAGAAUAUAAAAUCCCCUUCCAGUAUGGGGCCACCUACACCAUCACCCUCCGGGCAUUCACAUCCGCCGGAGCCGAAAGGAUGCGAGAAUGGAUUACCGAAACCAAUAUUGGAGACCCUCCUCAUCAUCCAAAGGAUACGCUCAGAGGAAACACGCUACAGCUGAACCCGGUCCCUGCAGCCAAUGGACCAAUCAGCUCUUAUGAAGUGAUUGUCUAUCCGGCCCAGGAUCGGAAUCUAAGUAUGGACUGUCUGGGAUUCAUCAACACCCCGUACAACUCCAGCGUGACUCUAAGAGGCUAUACUGCGGCUGUCCUUCCUGCAGAGACCCUCACCGAACCCAGAACCUUCACCCUGGGGGAUGACCACCAUUAUAAUGGGUUCCACAAUGCUCCUCUUAUCCCCAACCACAAAUACACCGUCUACAUUCGGGUCACCAGCCGCUGGGGGAAGGUGAAGAAGUCGUCCUGUGCGCUUGCCGGAGUCACUCAAGGACUGAUCGGCACAUGAAGCGUCCGGCUGCACUGCAUCCCGAGAAGGAUGAUAUUCCUACAAUGAAGAACUCCUCCUUCCAUCCAUGGAUUGGAGGAAACACACAUACCUGAGCUUUGUUAGAUUUUUUUUUGGUCCAUCCAUUCCUGAGAUUUACACAGCUCUGUCACACAGCACACCCCUUUCUGACACCCCUUCCGAAGCCUGUGAUUGGACAGUGAAAGGAGAAGCAGCAGACUGAGGCUUUUUUCAGGGGUUUGCUGGUCUGAGCCACAUAGAGACAUAAAUAAAUGGAAUGACGUAUUCAUGAAGACA
Molecule: messenger RNA, 2193 nt
Organism: Rana temporaria (common frog)
Lineage: Eukaryota; Metazoa; Chordata; Amphibia; Anura; Ranidae
Product: receptor-type tyrosine-protein phosphatase kappa-like
Exons: 13
Coding region: 64-1896 (610 amino acids)
Molecular function (GO): protein binding
Source: RefSeq, a predicted model, not a curated record